UGUGUUUAACUUCAGGCAGGAUAAGCAUGGUUUUGGUUGACACCUUAAAAAUCUACAGUUGGAGCCAGUGAUAUGAUCCAUGACCUGAGGGUCCUGGGCUAUUCAUGAUGUAAUUUGAAUAACCUGCAAAGUGAGUGUCUGAGAGUUUGCCUGAGGGGAGCAAGUUCAGAACAGGAUGCAGCUCAGUGUGUGCACUUUGCAGGAAGGCACCUCAUGUUGGGACAUUAAAGAGCAGCUUGUAGUGAUCCUGCAAGGGUUGGGCAGAGGGAAAGUACUGACAACAGGAGUGCUGGACACAUCUCAGACCUCAUCAGAACUGUGAGAAGGAGUUUUCCUUCUAGGAUCUUCCCUUGAAGCAUGGCCUACAUAUUAAGGACACUCAACAGCUGGUUCUGGUGGGAGAACAUCUGGAUGCCAAUCAAUUGUACAUGGGCAGAUUUUGUAGACCGGGAUGGCCUUGUCUUCCCCAAACCACACCAGUUAUAUGCCACAAUCCCAUAUGCCUUUGUAUUGCUGAUUAUCCGCUUCUUCAGUGAAAGAUAUGUUGCCAUUCCUCUGGCAAAAGCCCUGGGCAUAAAGAAUGUAAGACGUGUGAAGCCACAGCCUAAUCCUGUUUUAGAGAGUUAUUUCCGGGAGUGCUCCAGACAUCCAUCCCAAUCAGAGAUUCAGGGCCUUGCCAAGAAGUGCAACUGUACCAUCCACUUGGUGGAGAAAUGGUUUAGGAGACGGCGGAACCUGGAGAUCCCAACAGUCCUUCGGAAGUUCCAGGAGGCUUUCUGGCGUUUCUCAUUCUAUCUGACAUCCUCCAUUGUUGGAUUUAUAUUUCUGUAUGAUAAACCCUGGUUUUACGACAUCUGGCAGACGUGGGUUGGAUACCCAUUUCAGACCCUGCUGCCAUCCCAGUACUGGUACUACAUGGCUGAGAUCGGGUUUUACUGGUCUCUCUUAUUUACCCUUGGGAUUGACAACAAAAGGAAGGAUUUCCUGGCUCACGUUGUCCAUCACUUGGCAGCCAUCGGGCUGAUGAGCGGCUCUUGGUGCGGCAACUACGUGCGCCUCGGGACGCUGGUGAUCUUCGUGCACGACACUGCAGAUUUCUGGCUCGAGGCAGCCAAAAUGUUUAAUUAUGCUCACUGGGAGAAAACCUGCAAUAUCCUCUUUAUCAUCUUCUCUAUCGCAUUCUUCAUCACCAGGAUCAUCCUCUUCCCCUUCUGGAUCCUUCGUGCCACCCUGUAUCAGCCAACCUACUAUUCCACAACUCCUGUCAUAGCCUAUUUCUUUUUCAAUGGGAUGCUGUUGAUCCUCCAAGGCCUGCAUUUGUACUGGGGUUACUUAAUCUUCAAGAUUUUGAAAAGGUUCGUUUUCCUGAAGGACCUGAAGGAUGAUCGCAGUGAUGAAGAGGAGGAAGAUUCUGUCACGGAUACUGAGGAGGAGUCCACGAAGAAUGGCAGCAAGAGCAGCAGUGGGUCCAGCAAACACCUCCUCAGUGGCAGUCACCACUAGCCCUGUCCUGCCCCACCUCCUGCAGCCAUUUCUGCUCUGGUUUCAGCCCAACCUAGAGGAUAGAAUUUGAGUCAAAAGGCUUGUGAGAGACUGUGAUUGAUUUAUUGUUGGCUACUGGACCUGGAAAAAAGCCCAGUUUAGAGGGAAGGGAGAAAUUGCAUCAAAUGACAAAAUGUGUUAAUGACCCACUUUCUGAAUCGUUGGGAAGUGUGUGGGAAGAGGUUUGGACUCUGACAGUGCUCCACUAGGGCAGAGCUCAGGGGAAUCAAAUAAUUCAGUGUCCCAUUGGUUUUCAGUCUGAUAUAUUCCAUCAAACAGUUUAAAUCACAGAUGUUUUGGGGUAGGUAACUUAGUGUGAACUCCAUUAGGAACCAGCAUUACUCAAUGUGAGAAAAAUCUGACAGUGCUCUGCAGUGACUGGCACUUCAGUCUUUACUCUUCAGCUGAAACCCUCAUCAAAAAUGAUAUUUUUUUAAGUUAGAUUUCAUUUCCUGGAGGCCAGAGGAAGCAAACAUGGAGGAAUUCAAAUGACUUGCCUGUGAAGGGUUGGCUUCAGUGCAGAAAUACAGUCUUUCUCUGAAAUGUGCUGUAUGAUAGAUAGCUCAAUAUUGUGUUCUAGGAUUUACCUGUCAAGGAAACCACUGUUAAAACAGCAAAACUCAACCCUGACUCUCCACUGAGCUCCAGGUUUCCCAAAUGUCUUUCAGUCCUUUUGGCCCAGUGUUAGAACAGAAGGGGCAGUGGGGAGAGAGGAGAGUGAAUGGAAAUUGGGUCUUUUCACAGGUCCUUGUGCAGACAAGGUGACUUGUCUUCAAAACACCCCCUGUUCCUGACACAUCUUCAGCCCAGAGGGUUGAAAACAAAUCUCAUCCAGUCCCUUCUUGUGCUUCUUGGCCAUUGUGUUCCCUGGAGCGAGUGCUAAAUUCUGAUUUGAGGCUCUGGAGUGUUCACUGCAGGUGUCCAGGUUUGGGGACUGGCAUGGAAUGUCCCACUGUCGGUGCUGUGGGGUCAUCUGAUACCAGGAUCAGUAUUUCCAUCUCUGCUCUGCUACAAAAUCGGGAAUCGCAUAAGUUAGAGCCAAACUUUGAAUGUGUGACUUUGGGGAACUGAUCAA
Molecule: messenger RNA, 2617 nt
Organism: Myiozetetes cayanensis
Lineage: Eukaryota; Metazoa; Chordata; Aves; Passeriformes; Tyrannidae
Gene: CERS3
Product: ceramide synthase 3
Exons: 12
Coding region: 358-1503 (381 amino acids)
Biological process (GO): ceramide biosynthetic process
Cellular component (GO): membrane
Molecular function (GO): sphingosine N-acyltransferase activity; DNA binding
Source: RefSeq, a predicted model, not a curated record